Messenger RNA from Vidua chalybeata, 2499 nucleotides. RefSeq names its product serine/threonine-protein kinase pim-1-like. Gene Ontology annotation, molecular function: ATP binding; protein serine/threonine kinase activity. Lineage: Eukaryota; Metazoa; Chordata; Aves; Passeriformes; Viduidae. The record is from RefSeq and is a predicted model, not a curated record. Gene Ontology annotation, cellular component: cytoplasm. Gene Ontology annotation, biological process: protein autophosphorylation.
AUGCACAGCAGCGAGCGAGGGGAUUUCUCUGCCCCUGUGCAGGAGUCCAGACUCUGGGUCUGGGCUGAACAGGGCAAAGUUCCCGUGUUUGGACAGGCUCAGGGGCUGCCCCCGGGGAGCGCGGGGCUGGGCGUGGGGGCGAGCGGCCUCUCCUGCUCUCCCGUUCCCGCUGUCCCCUCCUCUCCCGGUCUCUCUCUCCCCAUACCCGGCCAGGCCAUGUCCCCGGCCCGCCCCCGGCCCCGGGCAGGGCUGUCCCGUCCCCGGCCCCGGCCGUCCCGCCGCCGUCUCGCCCCCGCCCGGCUCUGGCCGUGCUGGCGCUGGCGCUGCUGGGCGGGCAUCAGUGCCUGGGGCUGGGGCGGCAUCGCCUCCCUUUGGCUCCACCUGGCCCGAGCCCGGCCCCGGCCCCGGCCCCGGCCCCGGCCCCGGCCCCGGCCCCGGCUCCUCCCGGGCCCCGCGGAGGACACAGGCGGCGCAGCCGCUGCCGCUGCCUCCGCUGCGGCUUCCUCGGCCCGAGCUCCGCUGCUCGGCAGCGCGGCCGCCGGCCCCGAGCCGCCGCUGUCCCGUUGCCCGGAGCGAACGCCUGGGGAUGGCCGGCCCGGGGCGCUUGAGGGCCACUCGGUGGCCAUCAAAAGGGUGCCACAGAACCGCGUCCUGCACUGGGGCGAGCUGCCCGACGGCACCAGCGCACCCCUGGAGGUCGUGCUGCUGGCCAAGGUGUCCACUGGCUUCCCCGGUGUCGUCCAGCUGCUGGAGUGGCUUGAGCUCCCCAACGACAUCGUGAUGGUGCUGGAGCGCCCAAAGCGGUCUCAGGACCUGCACCAUUUCAUUCGGGCACAGGGGUUCCUGUCCGAGGAGGUGGCGCGGGAGCUGUUCCGCCAGGUGCUGGAGGCCGUGCGGCACUGCACCAGCUGCGGGGUCCUCCACAGGGACAUCAAACCAGGGAACAUCCUGGUUGACCUGGCCACCGGGGAGGCUAAAUUGAUCGACUUUGGCUGUGGCACCUACCUGCAAGACACAGCCUACACUCACUUUACAGGAACACGGUCAUACAGCCCCCCGGAAUGGAUGCAUUUUGGCUGGUACUACGGCAAGCCAGCUACUGUCUGGUCCCUGGGCACCGUGCUGCACCAGAUGGUCUGCGGGGAGCACCCUUUCAGGGGUCAGAACAUCAGCUGGGACCAUCAGCUCUCGCUGCCACAACGGCUCUCUCCAGAGUGCCAAGGUCUGAUUAGGAGGUGUUUAUCCAUGCUGGAUAUGGAAAGGCCUUCGUUAGAAGAGCUGUUGUGUGAUCCCUGGAUGCAGGACAUUCAUCUGCCCUAGAAGAAGGGAAAGAGCCACAGGCACACUCUGAUGCAGGGCCCUGCUGGGGCCCUGGGCAGAACCCUGUCAACCUGGUCUCAGCCCCAGGGAAGGAGAAGGAGCCCCUGGAGAAGCUGUAGCAGGUGGGGCUGCUGCUGCUGGAGACAGCGAGGACGACAUCAAGGAUGACAACCUCUUGCUCCACCUGGUCAUCGGCAGGCUGAAGAUGACAUCACUUUGAUUCUGGCACCUUCUCCAAAGCCAGGCUCCACAGGGAAUUUGCAAAUGAGUCCACACGCAGGGCAUGCUCCCAGAUUUGGGCAUUGCACAGACUGGCCAGGAACCAAAAGUUCCCCCUUUGCUGGGGCAGAUGCAGCUGAUCCUUCAGUCGGCUGCCCAGCUGCUUUUGGCAGGGCUCGGGGCAUGGGCUGGGGUGGGUACGAAAUGGGAGUGGGCUCCUGGCCCUGCCAACAGCCCCCACCACCCACCGUGCCCCGGGCUGGGGCUGGGGCUGGGGCAGCCAGCCCGACACAAACCAACCCCCAUGGUGGGAGCAGAGGUGGGACUCCAGAACCUGUGCAGGGGCUGCUUUGCUUUGCAGCCAAGGAAGGGCUUGGGCUGCUCCCCUGCCCUUGUUUGCUUUGGGAUCACUCUUAUUUUGGGGGGCAGUGCAGGGGGAAGGGAGAAAGCCUGGGCUUCCUUCACCCGUGGGUGGGGUUUUCCCUGGCAUGCAGGGGUUGGGCCUUCCUCAAGCCCCAGACAGAGAUAUGAUAUUUGACCUUUUUUCUUGUUUCCCCUUUUUGUCUGUAAUCUACUUUCAAUCAUUUGUUGUGUGUUUUUCUAGAGGAAGCGUUCUAGGUGGGGUCCAGUCUGGAUGGGGAAGUGCUUGGGAGCAGCUGCGGCGUGGAUGGGCCGUGCCCUUGGAGAAGGCUGAGGACAUCGUUUGGGACCAGCUUUUCUUCCAGCGGUGGAUGGCGUCAGCCGGGCUCUGCGGGUGCUGAGGCUGCUCUGGGCUCUGCCAGGGCUCUGCUGGAGCUCAGCACCGGGCCCCAAUCAGCCAAAGAAGAAAUGGUGUGACCUGCAGCACAGACUUGCUUGAGCAUUUCAGCAACACAGCUCAAGUUUGCAGAGUGUACACCUCCAAGGGAAAACAUGCCACCACCCAAAAAUUAAACUUGUUCAAUAGCUUCUGAAAUGAAA